UUGUAAUCGUUAAAGAAUCAAAGGAAAAUCUUUGAACUCGUCGCACUUUUAUAUUAUCCAUAGGAAAAGUUCGACACGCACCAUUUCUGACCAUUUCUCUAUUAUACGUAGAUAUGUAUGUUCCUCUCUCGUAUACGUACAUAUAUGUUAGAUUUCGCUUGAAUCUGAAAAAUUAUUGUUAAAUCAACCAUGUGAUUCUUCAAAUAGAUGGAUUAUCUUAGCUGAAAUAUGCGUGCAUAGACCGAUCUUGAUUCUAUUCGCCAUACGAUGCUUCAUAACAAACGUAUUAUAAACGUACGUAUAUAGGAUGAUAAAUCGACUUUUAUUGAUAGAACGAGGGAAGGAAUAAUGAAUCGUAAAAAGAAUUUAAGCAAAGACCUAAAAGCUAGUUUACCAAGAAAGAAUCAUUGGUCGUUAGGCUUACUCGAUUCUAUGAAAGAUCCAACUCUUAAAGUCAUCGAGGACGAUAGCAUAGUUGUUAUCAAAGAUAAAUAUCCAAAAGCAAGAUUUCAUUAUUUAGUUUUACCGAAAGAAAACAUCUCUACAGUUUGGAAGAUCCAAAAGAAUCAUGAGAAUCUUCUACGGCAUAUGGAUGAUGUUGCGAAAGAACUAACUAAAAAACAUUCUGGACACAAGUUCCUUAUCGGGUAUCAUGCUUUGCCAAGUAUGCAAAGAAUGCAUUUACAUGUGAUUAGUACGGAUUUUAAUAGUCCAUGUUUAAAAACGAAGCAUCAUUGGAAUAGUUUCACGACGCCAUUCUUUAUUUCUUCGAAAGAAUUAUGUAAACAACUGAAAGAAAACGGGGAACUUAAAAAGAUAAGUCCUACGGUGGCACAAAAAUAUUUAAAUAAAGAAUUAAAAUGCCACGAGUGUUCGGUAAAGCCAAAAAAUAUGGGUGACUUGAAAAAACACCUACUCUCAUCGCAUUUGUCAGAAAACCGGGAAUGAAUGUUCUUUUUUUAUUGUACACGAAAGACUGUUAUUUCCCCGAUCGAAUAUCAAUGGAAUUUCCUGUGUUAUCUAGCUAUAAUUUUCAAUUAACAUUAACUAAAUUUCGUUACGAGGAUUCAGUAGUGGUCAGCGUUCUAAAGAAUCGUUUAAAACCAAUCCAUAAUGUAUAAUUAUCGAUUAUCAGCUUUGAAUGUAAGAGUAAAAAGUAAGGAAUAAAAUUAUAAAAAUUAAA
This is a messenger RNA of Vespa mandarinia (Asian giant hornet), 1183 nucleotides long. It is a transcript of the gene Aptx, whose product is annotated as aprataxin. Lineage: Eukaryota; Metazoa; Arthropoda; Insecta; Hymenoptera; Vespidae. Gene Ontology annotation, cellular component: nucleus. The record is from RefSeq and is a predicted model, not a curated record. Gene Ontology annotation, molecular function: double-stranded RNA binding; single-stranded DNA binding; single-strand break-containing DNA binding. Gene Ontology annotation, biological process: single strand break repair.